AUGUCCAGAUACUCAGACUCUCCAUCUUCUGCUCCAUCUUCAUCCUCGGCCUCUUAUACAGACCGCUUCCGUGUCGAUGACCAUUUCCCUUCGGACUUUGAAGCAGCUCCUGUAGGUGCUGUAGAACCGCGGCAACAUCGGUCCCAACCAACAGAGUCAACUCUUGUCACUCUUAUUGAACGCGCUUGCAGUCCUAACCUCCAUGAACCCAACCUCAGUCUCAACCUCGAAAUCUCCGACCUUAUCAACCAGAAAAAGGGUCCUUACCCCCGUGUUGCUGCAGUCAAUAUUGUCCGUCUUAUCAAUAGUAAAAACUCUCACGUCGCCAUUCUCGCUCUCUCAGUUCUCGACAUUUGCGUCAAAAACUGCGGAUACCCAUUCCACCUCCAAAUCUCCCGUAAGGAAUUCCUUAACGACCUUGUUAAGCGCUUCCCAGAAAAGCCCCCCAUUGCUUAUACCCGCGUUCAAACACUUAUCCUACAGGCCAUCCAGGAAUGGUGGGAAACAAUUUGCUGUACUUCAAAGUACAAGGAUGAUUUAGGCUAUAUCCGUGAUAUGCACCGGCUCCUCAAUCGUAAAGGUUACAUCUUCCCUGAAGUCUCCGCCACAGAAGCCGCCGUCCUUAAUCCUGCAGACACUCUGCAAUCUGCAUCCGAGCUCGAACAGGAAGAACGUGAUGCUCAGGAAGCAAAACUUCAAGAACUUAUUCGCCGUGGCACCCCUGCAGACCUCCAAGAAGCUAACCGUCUCAUGAAAGUCAUGGCCGGGUUCCAGGACCAAAAAACAAACUACCGAGCUAAAGUCGCUGAGGAAGUUGACAAGGUCCGCCGCAAAGCUGAGCUACUUGACGAAAUGCUUGCAAACCUUGGUACAGACACUGACGUUUCUAAUGAUGAUGUCAUUACUGACAUUGUCGCCUCUCUUAAAACAUCUGUCCCGAAAAUCAAGUCUCUUAUUGAUGAAGAACACGACGAUACAGAAGCCGUCCAAAAACUCCUUGGACUUAACGAUUACAUGGUGUCUCUACUUAAAAAAUAUUCCCUUGCUCGCGAUUCCGAUUUUGGCGCUGCACAAAGUGUCCAAAUUGCACGUCCUGCUAAUGUCAAUAUUACCACAUCCCACCCUGAAACUUCCAUUUCGCUUAUUGAUUUUGGCGAUGACGAGGAUGAAAAUAAACAAACAAGUACAAACAGUAUAUCCACUCCUCUUGGCUCACCCAAACCGGGAAAUAACCUCGACCUUCUUUCCCAACUUAACGGUCUCAGCGUGAGCAGCCCUCCAAAACAAGCCCCAGCACCGUCAAACGGUUACUCAAAUGCAGACUUGCUUGCCUCUCUUGCCUCCCCCUCUUCACCUUCUACUCAGUCCCCACAAGUUACUGCCUCCCCUUCACAACAGUCUUCCGGACCAAACUAUGAUUUCCUCAAGAGUCUUUCAUCACCCAAAUCUUCGUUACCAGGCUCACCUGCUAUCGGAUCCUUAUCGUUACUUAGCAGCGGCACUCCUCCUCCGACAUCUUCUCCUGCCCAUGCUGAUGAGUGGAAUUUUGCUUCAGCAACACCCACAACCAUUACUCCUGUAAACCCUGGGACUCCCUUUGCUCUUCUUGAUGAUGGAACCAUCACUGUUAGUGGUACAGUGACCCGUGACUCGCCAACUUCCGUGCAUGCCAUUCUGACACUCAGCAACAAGUCUCUGACUACAGACCUUGCAAAUGUUAACCUCUUGCUGGCUGUUAAACGUGACCUGUCUAUCCGCUUGGACCCACUUUCAUCUACAACUCUCCCUCGAUUCGCAUCGGUCGGCGCCCAGCAGCACACGUAUGUUGGAAACGUGGUGCCAGGAGCUGAAGUUAAGCUACGUUGGAAGAUUACCUAUACUGUUAAUGGAGGAGCAACUGUUGAUCGGGAUGGUAUUACGAGUUUGCCUCAUGUUUAA
Molecule: messenger RNA, 1938 nt
Organism: Magnusiomyces paraingens
Lineage: Eukaryota; Fungi; Ascomycota; Dipodascomycetes; Dipodascales; Dipodascaceae
Exons: 4
Coding region: 1-1938 (645 amino acids)
Biological process (GO): protein transport to vacuole involved in ubiquitin-dependent protein catabolic process via the multivesicular body sorting pathway; Golgi to endosome transport; Golgi to vacuole transport
Cellular component (GO): trans-Golgi network
Molecular function (GO): phosphatidylinositol binding; ubiquitin binding
Source: RefSeq, a predicted model, not a curated record